Condylura cristata (star-nosed mole) is the source of this 2428-nucleotide messenger RNA. RefSeq names its product Rab geranylgeranyltransferase, beta subunit (gene RABGGTB). Gene Ontology annotation, biological process: protein geranylgeranylation. Gene Ontology annotation, molecular function: Rab geranylgeranyltransferase activity. Lineage: Eukaryota; Metazoa; Chordata; Mammalia; Eulipotyphla; Talpidae. Gene Ontology annotation, cellular component: Rab-protein geranylgeranyltransferase complex. The record is from RefSeq and is a predicted model, not a curated record.
UGGAACUAGUCACGUUCUCUUUUCGCUUUCAGACAUGGGUACACCACAGAAGGAUGUUGUUAUCAAGUCAGAUGCACCUGACUCACUGCUCCUGGAGAAGCAUGCAGAUUAUAUUGCAUCCUAUGGCUCAAAGAAGGAUGAUUAUGAAUACUGUAUGUCUGAGUAUUUGAGAAUGAGUGGCGUCUAUUGGGGUCUGACUGUUAUGGAUCUUAUGGGACAACUUCAUCGCAUGAAUAGAGAAGAAAUUCUAACAUUUAUUAAGUCAUGUCAACACGAAUGUGGUGGAGUAAGUGCUAGUAUUGGACACGAUCCUCAUCUUUUGUACACACUUAGUGCUGUCCAGAUCCUUACUUUAUAUGAUAGUAUUAAUGUUAUUGAUGUAAACAAAGUUGUGGAAUAUGUUCAGAGUCUACAGAAAGAAGACGGUUCUUUUGCUGGAGACAUUUGGGGAGAAAUUGAUACAAGAUUUUCUUUUUGUGCUGUGGCGACUUUGGCUCUGUUGGGGAAACUAGAUGCUAUCAAUGUGGAAAAGGCAAUUGAAUUUGUUUUAUCAUGUAUGAACUUUGAUGGUGGAUUUGGUUGCAGACCAGGUUCUGAAUCCCAUGCUGGGCAGAUCUAUUGUUGCACAGGAUUUCUGGCAAUCACUAACCAGUUGCAUCAAGUAAAUUCUGACUUACUUGGAUGGUGGCUUUGUGAAAGACAGUUACCAUCUGGUGGGCUCAAUGGAAGGCCAGAGAAGUUACCAGAUGUGUGCUAUUCGUUGGGUGUUGGCUUCACUAAAGAUAAUUGGAAGCUUCAUUGGAUUGAUAGAGAGAAACUUCGUACUUUCAUCUUGGCGUGUCAAGAUGAAGAAACAGGAGGAUUUGCAGAUAGGCCGGGAGAUAUGGUGGAUCCUUUUCAUACUUUAUUUGGAAUUGCUGGAUUGUCACUUUUGGGAGAAGAACAGAUUAAGCCUGUUAGUCCUGUUUUCUGCAUGCCAGAAGAAGUUCUUCGAAGAGUCAAUGUUCAGCCUGAAUUAGUGAUCUAGAUACAUUGGUGCAAAAGUUGUGCUUUAAGAUAGUUUUGCUGUUUUAACAUUUGCUUUAUGAAAAGUGCUUAUCAAACCUAAAUGACUACUGUUAAUAUUUAUAUGAAUUCUGUUAAUUUUAAUAAAUUAUAUAAUUAUAUAUUGUAAAAUAAAGGCCUUUAUUGUAUCUUCAGCUUUAGAUUCUUCUGGAAUGCUCUAUUUACAUUUGUGGAAUGCUAUUUUAUGUUAUAUAAUACUGAUGUGAAUCAGUCUGUUAAUGAAUUAAUGUUAACUGAUAAACCUCACACAUGAAUUAAAGGUACACAAAAGUGAACGACUGUUGAAAUUUGGGAAUAUUUCAUAGAUUUGUGGUUAUUCUAAAUCAGUCACAUAAGUAAUUCAAGAUAAAUGGCAAUUCACCUUGGAAUAGAAUUGUCUGGACCAUAACAAGUUACCCCAAUAAGCAAUUUAUAUGCUUAAGGGGUUUUUGGUCAUUUCACCCAUCAUGUAAGGAAACAGUUGAUAAUUGUCCCAAGUCUAUUUAAUACGAAAAAAAUAUUCAGUAAUUUACUUCCUGUAUUUCAUAAAGAUAAAGAUUUAUUGUUUAGGCAUACAUGAACGGGUGUAGGUUGGAGUUGGCGGAGGUUGAUUCACCAGAGACAGAAGCAGGAGUAAAACUGGCAGAUUUGCUGAAAUGCAGUACUGAGGGGAACAGUGGGCAAGACAGGAGAGACCUGAGAUAUAGCUGUGCCAUCUGGGGGUCCAACCCAUGCUACAGUGGCUGGUGUUAGCUUUGAUAACAAUCUUAACUACUGUGCAGCCAGGGAGUCCCUAGUAGAGUAUAAAAUGGUGAGAAGUAUUUGAAUGUGUAACAUUGAGCACUGAUUUUUGCAGUGUGUGUGAAGACCUUACUGGAAGUAUGAACUCUGUUUUAAAUGGGUAUUUUUUGAUGGUAUCUGGGUGUUUUCUCAGUCCUAACAUUAUGAAGUUAGUACUAUUCCCAUGCUCAAGAAAAGUCAAUUUCCAUCAGGCCAUUUGCUAUAAAACUGAGAUCUGCUUUUUGUAUUCAUAGGUAUGUGUGAAGACAAUAAGUUGAGAAUUGUUCCAUGGGUUGAAGUUUAGUGCUAUAGAGCUAUUUUCAGCCACUGCAGCACAGGUUUGAGACCUGGCUAGGGAGGUGGCCCACAUGGUGCAGCAUACCUCUCCUAUCUUGCCUGAGGCUCUCUUUAGCAGUGCAUUUCAAUCUGUUCUGUAUGUCACUCUAUUGAAGUCUCUCACCACCCCAUGUCUCUGGUUUGUACCCUAGUUCCUGUAAGCAUAAAUAAAUAAAAAUCUUUAAAAAAAAGUAUCUGGUUCCAGUGAUAAGGCACUUUAAGCAACUGAUAUUAGUUUAUUAAAAAAAAUAAACUCCCAAGAGAUCUC